AAGAGGUGGGUUCACCAAGGAGGAAGAUAUACUUUAUAUAUAGAGAAACCCAAUCGCUGGUUAGAGAAAGAAAGAAAGAAAGAAAGAGAGAGAGAGAGAUGACGAUGAUGAAGAGUCCUUUAAUUGCCAUCUCCAUUCAACUUCUGAUCAUCUGCGCCAUCGCCGGCCAAGUCUACGGGGUUGUUGAAUCAGAACCAAUAUCUCAUCUUAAAUUAAACUCCAGGAUUCUUCAGGAGCCGAUCAUAGAACUGAUUAAUGGAAAUCCUAAGGCUGGCUGGAAAGCCGACAUGAAUCCUAAAUUUUCUAAUUUCACAGUUAGCCAAUUUAAGCGUCUCCUUGGUGUGAAACCUACACCUGCACAUGCUCUUAGGGGAAUUCCAAUUGUUGUUCAUCCAAGAACUUCAGAUUUGCCAGCUGAAUUUGAUGCUAGAACAGCUUGGCCUCAAUGUCACACAAUUGGAAGAAUUCUUGAUCAGGGUCAUUGUGGUUCUUGUUGGGCUUUUGGUGCUGUUGAAUCCCUAUCUGAUCGUUUUUGUAUCCAAUACAACAUGAAUAUAUCACUCUCUGUGAAUGAUAUUCUUGCUUGCUGUGGAUUUUUGUGCGGUAGCGGUUGUGAUGGCGGUUAUCCUAUUUAUGCUUGGAGAUACUUUAAGCAUCAUGGUGUUGUCACAGAAGAGUGUGACCCUUAUUUCGAUAGUACUGGUUGCUCCCACCCGGGAUGUGAACCUGCAUAUGACACUCCCAAGUGUUCGAGAAAGUGUGUAAACACAAACAUGCUCUGGAAGAAAUCAAAGCACUUCAGUGUCAGCGCAUACAGAGUCGGUUCAGACCCACACAGUAUUAUGGCAGAAGUUUACAAGAACGGACCAGUAGAAGUUGCCUUCACUGUUUAUGAGGAUUUUGCGCACUACAAGUCAGGAGUUUACAAACACAUAACGGGUGAUGUUAUGGGUGGUCAUGCUGUGAAGCUGAUUGGAUGGGGAACUUCUGCUGAUGGGGAGGACUAUUGGCUUCUAGCAAAUCAAUGGAACACAGGCUGGGGAGAUGAGGGAUUAUUCAAGAUAAAAAGAGGAUUAAACGAAUGUGGGAUUGAAGAAGAUGCAGUUGCAGGGUUGCCUUCAUCUAGAAACCUGGUUACAGAGGUGGUUGACGACAAUGAAGAUGGUGAAGUUCUGGAUGCAUCAAUGUGAAGAAAAGAAUGAAUAUAUCGUCCCAACUGACUGUCAUGGCACAAAUGUGUAGGACGAAUCUGCUUAGCGGUGGUUGGAGAAUACAGAAUAAUAAUAUUGUUUGUUGUAUACUAUUUAUGUUGUGUUAUUAUGAUCUUCACGCAGUAUGAUUGUCAAAUGUUUACUUUCUUAUAUGAUCUUCCUAUUUACUGACAAUUUGUUCAUGUGCAUAUAAAUAUAAUGUGUCUUUCUUAAA
Messenger RNA from Impatiens glandulifera, 1425 nucleotides. Its product is annotated as cathepsin B-like protease 3. Lineage: Eukaryota; Viridiplantae; Streptophyta; Magnoliopsida; Ericales; Balsaminaceae. Gene Ontology annotation, biological process: regulation of catalytic activity. Gene Ontology annotation, molecular function: cysteine-type endopeptidase activity. The coding region runs from base 99 to 1190 and encodes 363 amino acids. The record is from RefSeq and is a predicted model, not a curated record. The transcript has 11 exons. Gene Ontology annotation, cellular component: lysosome.